Drosophila persimilis is the source of this 470-nucleotide messenger RNA. RefSeq lists its product as uncharacterized. The coding region runs from base 15 to 323 and encodes 102 amino acids. The record is from RefSeq and is a predicted model, not a curated record. NCBI's taxonomy places the organism in Eukaryota, Metazoa, Arthropoda, Insecta, Diptera, Drosophilidae. The transcript is spliced from 3 exons.
UUCUAGAGGCGAAAAUGAAGUUUACUGUAAUUGUAAUGGGGCUCAUGCUCAUCCCAUUUGGAAAUUCCCUGGUGCACUAUAUGAAGCUGGAACCAGGCGCAGACGGUGGCUGCAAGGGCACAAGCGGGGACUUGAAAGUGGGCGAUUCGGAGAAGGACCCCCUUGUGUGCGGCUCCAUCCACUGUACGAACGAUGCUGGCGACGCCUUCGUCCACUAUUGUCAAAUACCAGUUCCAUUCGCACUGUGCCCUGGAAGAGGCGUGACCACAGAAAUCGAGUUUCCCGACUGUUGUUGGAUCUGCACCACCUACAAGAACUGCUGAUUAACGGACCACAUGAGCAGCGGGUGCUUUGCCAAUCAUUUUAUUCAGCUAUCUUUCCAAAAGGGUUCCCACUCUCUAGCCGAAAAAUGUGCCCAUCGGGAACGAAAAAUACAAAUGGAAAAGGUGAUGCACGCAAUAAAAGAACAA